AUGGGAAAAAGCUCCUUCAUCUUAUCCUUAAACUCACCCCCCUCAGCCAACUGGUUCGUAUCUAACCACACAAUCGCAUCCUCAAUCUUCUUAUCAACCGGAGUAAACUUCUCACCAAGCUUCUCAUCUUUCGUUAUGUUCCUCAUGUUGUACAAGACCCUUCACAAGCUUUCCCGAAUUGGAGCGAUACCAGAUGUAAGUUUGGACACCAAAAGCCGCCGCCGUCCCCCUUUCAUCGAUGACAGUAAGAGAUUCUCCGAACUCUGCUCUUGAUGAGGAAAUGGCUGCUGAUUCCAAUGUCUUUAUCAUGGGUGAAGAGGUUGGAGAAUACCAGGGUGCAUACAAGAAUACAAAAGGAUUGUUACAUAAGUAUGGGUCUGAGAGAGUUGUUGACACCCCUUUCACAGAGGAUGGCUUCACAGGCCUUGCUGUUGGUGCUGCAUAUCAUGGUCUGAAGCCUAGUGCUUCUACUUGUAGUGGAGUAUCCUCGAAGCGGCCUUAAUAUUUUAGAAAGGGCGUUUACAACUGAGUAUGAUGAUUUGAACUCUAAGUCCUGUGAAGCUGACAAAGAUGUUAGUGCAAUGCAACUAAAAAUACAAGAUGUCAACAAUAACCUGGCCAAGCUUCACAAAGAUAAAGAUUGUCCAACACUUACGAUUUUUGCAGUCUCGAUCUUACUCACACAAUUAAAGCCAUUCACAGGAUCAAGAUCCCCAAUAACAGUUAGUCUCCCAUCUUCUGUAUCGACAUGAAUUGAGUAAAUGCCCAGAAGCUCAGAUAACGCCUCUAUCACCUCCUGUUUUUGGGUUUGACUGCAUAGAAGGAGAGUUAUUGAGUCAAAGCUUCAAACUCUGGUACAGGUGGUUUCUGAAAGUGCAAAGAUGAAACAAACACAUAGUGCUCUACUUUCUGAAAAACAAACAUUACACAAACAACUUCAACAAAUAAAUUCAACAUUUGAAUCACUAAAAUCACGGAUUGCUCAUUCAGAAGAACAGAUGAAUGGUUGUGUGACACAAGCUCUUAAUUCAACUAAAGAAGACAGACACCUGACAAUCAACCUUGAAAACAACAAGUGGGAAUUAUCAAAUGCUAAAGAAAAAAGGGAUGUCCAUAAAACGUUCUCUUCUUUCAGCUUUUUUUAAUUUCAGAAACUACUAACUCAAGAUAUUAAUUAAUUACUAUAAUACCCUUGACUUGAGAUAGCAAGUACAACAUUGCUGAUGGUAUGCAACAAAUGUUUGAUCCUUUUGAACGAGUUGCUCGUGCUCAUCAUAUUUGAGUUGAGUUUGUUUGUUUGAACAUGUGUAGUAAUUGAUUUGUUGUAGGGAAAAGCUAGAUGAUGGACACAAGCAUAUGAUUAUAUGGUGUCUGAUAACGGUUUUGUGCUUGCUGCCAUUGGUGGACAUAUUGAAGCAUUUCAAUGGGUCUACAGGGGCAACUAUUCUUGAUCUGCUGAGUUGCAAGUUUUUAAUCUUUUAGAAGAACAUGGCAACAUGCAGAUUAUUUAAAGCUAAUCAAGUUAACUUGGGGUGCAUUAGUAUCGUAAAGACGCUUCGUAAAUGUAUAUCGUAAAUGUAUUACAAUUUUUUUGACAUGA
Molecule: messenger RNA, 1600 nt
Organism: Lactuca virosa
Lineage: Eukaryota; Viridiplantae; Streptophyta; Magnoliopsida; Asterales; Asteraceae
Source: the annotation of a GenBank genome assembly